This is a messenger RNA of Mollisia scopiformis, 1317 nucleotides long. RefSeq names its product RNA-binding domain-containing protein. The transcript is spliced from 3 exons. The record is from RefSeq and is a predicted model, not a curated record. NCBI's taxonomy places the organism in Eukaryota, Fungi, Ascomycota, Leotiomycetes, Helotiales, Mollisiaceae. Gene Ontology annotation, molecular function: RNA binding. Bases 127 to 1212 code for a protein of 361 amino acids.
AAGCUUCCACGCUAGUCGACCUCGUCGCGAAAACUUUCGAAAAAUAAUUUUUGGUAGACAUCAUCAUCACUCUUUGUACCUUUCCAUACAAUCUCCGAAUCAAUCCAUUCACUCCUUUCUCCAAUCAUGCAUCUCAUCCGUCGUGCCGCCGUUCGAGCUGCGGCUUCAAGAUCCAGCAUCUCAUCAUCGAGAACGAUCAACACCGCUUCCCCCUUCCUGCUGCGAUCCAAGACCCAAUCUCCAAUUGCCUCCUCAGUCUUCCGUCGUUUCAAGAGCGAUGAGCAGCAGAAAUCCCAAGUCGAGUCUGCGGACGGCGAGUCGGGAUCCGUGAAGUCUGCUAUUGAAUCUGCAUCAACGUACGCCAGCGAGGUUGCCGAAUCGGUCACAGAGUCAGCGCAGAAUGUCGCAGAAGCGGCGGGCUUUGCUCCUAGAGAGCGUAGAGAGGAGAGAAGUGGCUUCGAGGAUCGUAGAGGUGGUGGGCGGUUUGAUGCUGAUCGACCGUCGCCGCCGCCGACGAAUGGGAUUUAUGUGGGCAACUUGCUGUUUGAUGUCACGGCUGCGGAUCUGGAGAGGGAGUUUGCGUCGUUUGGUACCAUUACUAAUGCCACUGUUGCUUCGGAUGCGAGAGGACUGAGUAAGGGAUUUGGAUACGUCGAAUUCGAAACCCAAGAAUCGGCCGCUGCUGCUAUUGAAGGAAAGCACCAAGCCCUCCUCGAAGGUCGUCGUCUGGUCGUCAAUUACAUGAAGAAGAACACCCGCGGCGAAGGUAGACCGGAACUGGAGCCCACGAAGACGCUGUUCAUCGGUAACCUGGCCUUCGAAAUGUCGGACGCGGAUCUGAAUAAGUUGUUCCGCGAUAUUCGAAACGUGUUUGAUGUCCGCGUUGCUAUUGACCGUCGUACGGGCCAGCCGAGAGGAUUCGCGCAUGCAGAUUUCGUGGAUGUCGAGAGUGCGAUUAAGGGCAAGGAGGCGUUGAUGGAUAAGGAGGUUUAUGGCCGCAAGUUGAGGAUCGAUUAUAGUGCGGGCAGCAGAACUUCGGGAGGUGAUGGGGCCCCCAGAGGUGAUCGGGAUGGAGGUCGGGGCGGUGGCCGCGGGGGAUAUGGAGGCGGUGAUCGACGAGGAGGUGGAGGCUAUGGAGGAGACCGACGAGGGGGCGAUCGUGGCGGAUAUGGAGGCAACCGAGGAGGAGACCGCGGAGGAGACCGCUUCUAAACGACCACCAACGAACUCUGCAACUGACGGAUUGAGGAAAUGUGUACAUCAUGCAAGAGGUGUGCGAUAGAACGGGCUGUACUAAAAGUGGAGGGAAGGAGGGCA